Mercenaria mercenaria is the source of this 1795-nucleotide messenger RNA. RefSeq lists its product as uncharacterized. The coding region runs from base 564 to 1727 and encodes 387 amino acids. The record is from RefSeq and is a predicted model, not a curated record. The transcript has 9 exons. NCBI's taxonomy places the organism in Eukaryota, Metazoa, Mollusca, Bivalvia, Venerida, Veneridae.
GCGUUUAUCAGUCCAUAGAUUAAAGUCAGUACAUGUUUCCUUUAAAGCUUUUAAACAGUUGAAAGAUAGUGUCACUCCGGUUACGUUUUGGACAUUGGAAAUUCUGCGUCUGAAAAAAAACUUCAAAAUUCAGGAUUAAACACAUGUUUGUGAAAUCAGAUAUGUAUAAGACCGUUUUUACAGAAGAUCAUAAAAGUUAGCGAAUAAUUUUAAAAGGAAUAAAGUAUUGCAGAGGAGCCGUUGUUGUGAUAUACAGUAGUUUGUAUGCUUGUUUCAACAACUGGAAUAACAUGUUUUGUAUUUGCAGAUCUGUAAUGUAAGAACUUUACUAGUAUGAAGCAUAUAAUUUAACUGAGCAAAAAUGAAACGUUUUCAAACGUUUGACAUUCAGUAAUGACAUUGAUCUAUAUCACUUAACCGAAUUUCUAGGCGUUUAGUAGAUAACGAUUUGACAUGAAGUGUGACAUUGACCUUCUCGUUGUCUUGAUGACAUGCGCAUAAGAUAUAGAGUGGACAUGGAUCAAAAGCUCAAAAAUUUGAUGUUUUAUUGACGCAAAAGAAACAUGGGUGUAGCACGUCGUUCGGAGAAGUAUUAUAAAUAUUCGCCGAUGGGUUUAAAAGGUGUGUUUAAGUAUGCAGUCAUUGUCUUCGCAUGUCUUCUAGUCACAAUCCUGUACUCAAACUUUGGAGGCAAAUCUUUCUCUUCUAAAAGUAUGUCACAAAGCAAAUACUACAUCACAAGAAGCAAUUCGACUUAUUACCAAAAGUUCUCAUCUUCAAAGAUUACCAUUAAUAGCAACACUACUGUUGAAAAUUCUUUUGAAGAAUUAUUUGUUCAACCGGAUUUCAUUCCAGCCGAUAACACAAAACGUAAAACUUUCUUUAAAUGCAACGAAACUUUCAACAAAACACUGAAAGAAAAUCUGGACGUCAUAAAGAACUAUCCAAGAGGCAAUGCUGCCGAAUAUCUUUUAAAGCUCGGCGUCGACAAAACCGGUCCUGACAAAUUGAGAACGUUUCCAGUUUUCGCGACUGCGUUGACAUCAAUCCAAGUAUGGAAAAGUGUGCACAUUUUGUGUUUGUUCUGGGCAUGCUCAUUGCAGUACAGUAAGGUAAAAAAGAACUGCAGGUGUGAAAUUAGACGGUUUCCAUUCGAGAAAUUCCCACCACAUGUAUUUGAAUUGAAGACAUAUGCGUUUAAGCCUAUCAUUGUUCAGAUGUUGCUGAUGGAAUUUGGUUUUGUGUGGUGGAUGGACAGUUCAUUAAGAUUUAUGACUAGCAAUAUAGAUCCAGCUUUAGAUUAUGCUAAAAAAUACGGCAUUCUUCAUACAGUGUCGACAGACAACAGAAAUUCAUGUGGCAUGACAAAACAUACCGACACUAGGACUUUCGAAUUUCUCCACGAAGAUCGUUGUAAAUUCAGACCUUUUGGAGAAAUUUGGGCAACCACAGCUAUGUUUCAUUUUGACCGGGUUUCACGCGUUGCAGUUGAAGCAUGGGCGACAUGCGCAUUGAACAAAAAUUGCAUUGCGCCGACCGGAAGUGAUAAAAAACUCACGUGCGAUUAUAAAAAGGAUUAUGAUGGACGGUGUCAUAGAUUUGAUCAGUCUGUUCUUGGAAUAAUAACGCGAAGAAUUUUUCAUGAACAGAAUAGAUAUCCAUUAGAUUAUAGUUUAAACGAUAUCUAUAAAAUACAUCGUGGUAACUUUGUUCCAUAUUUUUUGUAAUAGUAUUGUUUCAAAUUAACUAUGUUCGUUAUUUUUUAUACUUUGAAUAAAAAAUUCAAAAUAAAAUA